Messenger RNA from Ramularia collo-cygni, 1179 nucleotides. RefSeq lists its product as uncharacterized. Lineage: Eukaryota; Fungi; Ascomycota; Dothideomycetes; Mycosphaerellales; Mycosphaerellaceae. Gene Ontology annotation, biological process: inositol phosphoceramide metabolic process; sphingolipid biosynthetic process. Gene Ontology annotation, molecular function: inositol phosphoceramide synthase activity. Bases 1 to 1179 code for a protein of 392 amino acids. The record is from RefSeq and is a predicted model, not a curated record. Gene Ontology annotation, cellular component: inositol phosphoceramide synthase complex. The transcript has 3 exons.
AUGCCAGAUCUCGGGCACCCACAAAGUCAGGCGCGAGAAUGGUUUGAGCCAUUGCUCGUGGUCACAAUCAUGGUCACAUCUUUAAUAGUCAAUCGAGACCGAGACUUCAGCCUGUUUCCCGGCCGCGGCGACGACCUGAGCGAGUCCCUCAUGAAACGUGAAGACGAGUUUGGCAGCUCCUCAUCCAGAUCCGCCAGCCCAGAUGGACCGAAGAACAGCGUGGACUUGCAGCGCUCCGAGUCAGGUCCAAUUGACAGCGCGAAACUCAACAUACCCAGUCGGAUCCUGCAGAAAUUCCCCUUCCUGGUCGAGAUGUUCUACUGGGCUCUGAAUUUUGUGGCCUACUCCAUGACCAAGAAGAUUGGCGCAGGAUUGUAUGACAGAUAUGGAGGCCAUGCAGUGACGGAGAUGGCCCAAGAUCACGGCAUUGCCAUCUUGAACAUUGAGCACAACUCGCCGCUGAGCAUCUUCUUCCCUGUCACCGAAGUCGACUUCCAGCAGUACCUCCUUAACGGGCACUUGGGUGUGAUGACCAUCUUCAACCAAAUCUAUUCCCUAGUACAUAUCCCAGGGACUGUAGCCUUUCUUUCUUGGUACUAUUACGUGGCGCCAAACUUCGACACCUUCGCCAUCGUUCGCCGAACCAUGACUCUGGGUAACUUCGCCGCAUUUGCUAUCUUCAGCUUCUACCCAUGCAUGCCACCUCGACUUCUCCCAGAAUCCUUUGGUUUCAAAGACACUGUCCGCCAGGAGCACGCCGAAAGUGUCUGGGUUGGUGGAUCCAACGUCAACCAGCUUGCGGCCAUGCCCAGCUUACAUUUUACAUACGCCUUCAUCAUCGGCUGCACUUUCCUCUACCAGUCCGGCCUCCUACAAAGACUACGUGGAGGUCGCGGCAUGCGAUCGCCGCUGACUUCCUUCGCGUACGUACUUUCGGGAAUCUUCUACCCGAUCUUGGUGCUGAGCGUGAUUGUCGCAACGGCAAACCACUACUACUUGGAUGCCGUUGUUGCGACUUUCAGCGUGACAAUGAGUUUCCUCUGUAACCGCCUCUGGUUGAUUCUCCUCCCCAUUGAGAGCUUCUUGUUGAAACUCCUGCGCUUGAGGAAGCCAAGACCGUCCACCAGGAGAGUGUCUGCACCGGAGCGGUCAGUCGGUGCGCUGGAGGGGAUGGCUUAA